ACGCCAGAUGUUAAAGGGAUUUUUUGGCUUCAAUUUUCUAGUCACUACUGAAUACAAUGUACACACUUAUCGUUCAGUGAAAUAACGUGUUUGCAAAGAUUGACGAAUUCCGAUAAAAUUGUGCUUUUAUUUAGGAGCAACACGUCGGAAGUGACUAUAGAAUUCAAGAAAAAUAAGCUCUUUCCUCGAUGUCCGACCUGCCAGACGUCGAUCUGAAUGUUUAGAACUGCUCUUAAAAGAUUUCAGAACAAAUGGAAAUCCUACAGACACAGGUUUGUACCUUGGGUGGUACUGAACCUGUCUAAAAAUGAGAACACUUUGCGGCAUGUGACCGAGCGCUCGAAGGACAAACUGGUCCCGGAUGAGGAGGUGUCAAAGAGCCUGCUGCAGCUCUUCAGAGUCCUGCUCAGGAGCCAUGUGGCGGAUCAUGAGGAGCUCCUAGUUCUUCAAACUCGCUUUCUCGGACAAAUAACAAGUGAAGAAGACCAGUGUGGAGCAAAGGCAGUGUGUGGAGAUGAUGCCAUGUUACAGUCACUGGGAUUCUGCCUUGACCGGAAACCGAGCUCUUUACCCUUUGCAGGCACUGGAGUGUUUGUCACCAAAGGAUGUGUCUCCAAAGGGGCUGCAGUGGCGAUGUACCCUGGCACAGUCUAUCAAGCCUAUGAGCCAAUUCUCCUCCAGUCCAUCAGAAACCCGUUUAUAUUCAGGUGUAUUGACGGUGUCUUGAUUGAUGGAAAUGACAAAGCCAUCUCCAAAAUGGUGUUCAAGUCAUGCAGUGGCAGGGACAGAAUGGGGCCUUUCAUGAUGAGUGACACCAGCUGGCUGACAUCCAGACCACAAAACCCACUUGCUGUUGGUCAGUAUGUGAACAACUGCUCCGACGAGACGCCUGCUAAUGUGUGCUACCAGGAAUACGACGUACCGGACAAUUUCCCCAUCCAGCUCUGCCAGUAUCUGCCUAAUGUCAACUACAGCCAUGACACACAGAGGCCUCUACGCUGUGUUGUCCUUGUAUCACUCAGAGACAUUACAGCAGGCGAGGAACUCUUCUCCAACUACUACACCAUCGUGCAUUAGAUUCAAAGUACACGCCACUGUUCUGCUUUGGUGUCAGAAAACAGAAGAAAGUGUACUUUUUUUUAUCGUUUGUCUUGCUUAAAAGAAGAAAUGCAAAUACAAAACUCUCUUUGUACACUAACAUUGUUCUGUAAUAAAGGUAGAACAUACCUUGUAUGGAGUACUGUAAUAUGCAAGACAUUAAACUGCUCUUAUUUGA
Messenger RNA from Pseudoliparis swirei, 1276 nucleotides. It is a transcript of the gene setd9, whose product is annotated as SET domain containing 9. The transcript has a single exon. Gene Ontology annotation, molecular function: protein binding. The record is from RefSeq and is a predicted model, not a curated record. NCBI's taxonomy places the organism in Eukaryota, Metazoa, Chordata, Actinopteri, Perciformes, Liparidae. Bases 217 to 1077 code for a protein of 286 amino acids.